ACAUGAGAGUGGUUACGUGUCUGUUGGACAUUCUUGGUUCUAAGGAGGAGGAGAGGGGUGGUGGUUAAGCAAUGGUGGUAAUGUUUCGUUGUGCACUUCGAAGAAUUGAGCCGCGCCUUUUGGGGCAAUGUUCCAUAGACUAGUAUAACAGUUCAAUUACCCUACCUACCUUAAUUGCACAAAACACUGACAAAAGACGUCACUUUGACAGCAGUGCUGCCAGUGCUGCGAGCCUCGAAAGCCUCUCCCAUGUCUUGCAAACCACUCUAUGUCGAUUUCUUACCCAAAACGGUUUGGAUUUUCUUGGAACGGCCCAACAUGCUCCCAGAAUCUGUGGGGCUGGGGGUUUGUCGGUUAAACAAGACGGUUUAAUUUACGUAAUAUUUAUUCUAUCAUAAAGUGGCGUAACUUAUUGAGUUUCGUUACGAUUUCUGCCCGGGAACCAUGUACGCGAUUUAGUGAAAAGAUUUGUUUGGAAAUUUUGUAUGGGUUCAGAUUGGAAAAUCAACAGAAAGUGUGCCGACUUAGUUUGUUAAGGUGGUGUAUUCGUUAUAUUUUGACAACUAGUGAAUAGACUUUAUUUAUAUCGGUAUAACAUAUUUUAAUUCAUCAAUCUUGAACUUUCCAUGAACUUUUGACAUUGAAAUCACUUUCAAAUUAUAUUUUAUUAAUAAUACAUGGCGUUUUUUUAAUCUAAUAGCAACUGUUGUAUUACGUUAUUUAUUACCAUGCCAUAGUUUCGUAGUUUAUGGACACUCCCUACAAACGUCAUUCAUUCACGCGCGCUUUCUCUUUCUUUCUCACUUUUCAUUCAUUCUGUAUCCGAGUGCCGAGCAGUACAGUCGUGUCAAUAAACGUUAGUUUGUUAAGUUAAUCAAACUUGUUUUAAUUGACUACCAAAUAAAACAUGGUGUCAGAAGCACUCGUGGACUAAAGGUGAUUUCCGGCGUCAUUUGAAAUCGCGGAAAGUGUUCGGCGAGGAAAAGUUCGAUCGAGCGACGAAGAAAAUCAUCAGCGGAAGUGAUCGCGAAGCAGUUGCGCAGUGAAGAGCGAACUUGUUUGAUCCUGUCCAGCGCCAUAUUUUUCUUUAACGUCGUGUCGAGGCGAAGUGUUUUCCCACAAAAUGGAUUCAAAGCAGUUUGCCGAGUUUAUGGGAAAGUUCCAGGAGAUGAUGGGAUCGUUGAAGAAGGCGCCGGCUGCGCCUGUAGAAAGACCGGCGGCAGUGGCAUCGGUUCCUCUUCCGCCUCCGCUGGAACUGGAUGGAGACAUGGAGAGAAACUUCGAUUUUUUCGAAGAAAGUUGGAAGUAUUACGCCAGUGCAGUUGGGAUGGACAAGUGGCCAGAGGCUCAAAACGAGCAGAAAACCAGCAUCCUGCUGUCGGUGGUUGGAACGGAGGCUUUAAAGAAGUAUUUCAACUUCGAACUGACCGCCGUGGAGAAGAAGGACCCGAAGCUGGCAUUGGCGGCGAUCAAGCGGAAAGUUGUACGUGAGCGGAACAAGUUCAUCGAUUGGUUUGAUUUCUUCUCGCUGUCUCAGGGGAUGGAGGAAAGAAUCGAUGACUACUUGUGUCGAUUGAAGUCACAAGCGAAGGUGUGUAAGUUUGGAGUCCUGGAAGAAGAUUUGCUGAAGUACAAGCUCGUUACGUCGAUCAAAUGGUCGAAGCUGCGCACGAAGCUGUUGACGAUGCAGAAUCUGACGGAGGCACAAGCAGUUGAUUUUUGCCGCGCGGAGGAAAUUGCCGAGCAGCACCCGAUUUCCGAGCAACGAAAUGCAAGCGUGAACAAAGUGAAGAAGCAUGCAAAAAAGUGCAAGUUUUGUGGCGAAAUGCAUGACUUCACGAAAGGCAGUUGUCCAGCGUUCGGCAAGCGGUGCUAUCGUUGUGGCGGAAAGAACCAUUUCGAAGCAGUGUGCAAGGCAGAGCGUCGGAAGAAGCUAAAGCGGAAGUCUCGUGUGCAGAAAGUGCUUGUGGAUAGCAGUACCGACGGUGACUUGACGGAGACGGAGUCGACGAGCAGCGAAAGUGCAACAAUCGGAAAAGUUUCCGAUGGAAGUGGUGGGCAUGUUGAAGCUAAUCUAGACAUGUGCAUCGCUGGAAAGUGGCAGUCAGUUCAGUGCGAAUUGGAUACAGGGGCAAACGCCAGCCUCGUGGGACACAGUUGGUUACAGCGGAUGACAGGGAAAGCCCACAGUGAUCUUCAACCGUCGAAGUACCGCCUUCAUGGCUUUGGUGGCGGCGAAAUUCCUGUGAUCGGUCAGACGACUAUCCAUUGUCGACAAUACGGCCGUAAGUACAACCUGGUCCUACAAGUGGUCGAUGUUGAGCAAGGUCCGUUGCUAUCUGCGCACGUGUGUCGCUUUUUGGGCUUCUUAGAGUUCGGCAAAAUGACUCGCGUCAACAUGCCGGUUUCUACCAAGCGCAGCAUCUGCCGCAUUGAGGCUCAGUGUGCAGGUUGCGUUGCCGGGCAAGAUCGUCAACCUAGGGGUCGGACAGAUCGGUCAAUACAUUAUCAACGCAUUAAAAUAAUUGGUCAGCAUAUCGACAUUUCGUCAAUAUAUUAACGAAAUCCCACCAUGCCUUUAAAAACCUUGGUGAGUUGAAAUGUCAGUUGAAAUCAAAUCAAAACAAAACAAAUUUCACCGGUUACGACGUCGUUCCAGAAAACCGAACGAAACCCGUGGAAUCGGUGGCCGGGGAAGGUGGUGACGAUGCAGAGAAAGUCAAGUCAAGGUGUGUUUCCUCUUCCUCCGCCGCAAGAGUGCAGUUUGGAAAAUGAGAUGGUUCUUGGAAACGUAGGAUAGUUGCUUAAACAAUGGCCGUGUGGUGUCUGAUCGGUUGCAGAUCGAACCGUCCCGUUCCAUUAGAUCGUGGUCAAUCGCGAUCCCGCAGCCAUUAGCCAUUUGCAGGAGUUCUCGUUCCGAGUCCGGGUCUGCACCGACUCCGGCCAAGAUACGUCCUCUUGCGAAUGUGUUUUGACAAACACGAAAAAACAGUCCUUGUUUUGGGAGACAGAUUUUCUAACGAGAAACCAUUUUUGAAGACGCGCAAUAAAGUGUUGUUUACGUUUCUUCCCCGGCAGAUAGUUCUAUCAAAAUCGACGGCUUUGAUUCCAAAUGGCCAGAUCAUCUUGGUGUUGAAAAUGCACCCGACUGGCGAGAUCGAGUUCAACAACAAAACGAUAGCAUCCUCCUGCUUGCCGACUUGAUCGAGACCCGAAGCAAAAUACGAGCAGAGAAGAGAACCUCCCAAACUUCGUCAAUCUCCUCCAGCUGAAGCUGAAACGACCAAGAAUCGCUUCCCCAGCGAUAGUCUCGAGCCAGCAACUUGGACGAGAAGCAAAUUCUUUGACGAUAAGUGCACCGAUUGGCGCUGUUCGACGACGACGACGACGAAAGUCUGGAAACGUUUGAAAUCCGCUUCAAAUCCCCCGCCAUGGAAAGUGACGACCCCAAAUUGGUUCCAAAUCGAGGAACAUAGUGUGGUGAACCAGAUCAACCAACUGCCGGACGCGGAUCGCAACGAACGAAUGUUUGUCAUAUUUGGCGAGGUGAUGGACGUGUUAGAGCGGAGGCUAGUUGGACGUGCAGAUUUCGGACCGGUCAGAUCGAAAACUGGUGGUGAGAUUCCACACGGACGAGAUUGCCGAGAUGGUGAGGCACCAUUGGGACGCGAUGUAGACGAUGAAACGGGACAGGAUCGAGGAAAGGUUAAAGUUGUUGAGAAGGUUAGUAAGCUCGCAGUUUAAACAUAACAAAAUCCAAUCGAUUUGCUUCCUCAGAUUUUGAUCCGGUUUAUCCAGUACGAUCGCAGCGGAGACAUUCCGAACAUGAGGGAACUGCACGAGUCCACCGCCCCACGGUGAAAAAUCACAGAUCACAGGAGGCGAGUACAUCAGGAUUCUUCGAUAACCUCAUCCAAGGCAAGACGGCGCAGACCAAGGCGCAGACGAAUCCCGUGGGGCCCGCGGGAAUGUUCGGCCUUCGACGUGUGAGACUCGACGACGACGACGACGACUUUGGUCUGGCACUAUCCGGUGGUGGCGGAAGUUCUUAACCCAACUCGAGCCUUUCCAGCGCAAAGGUGGAGGUGCUAAAUCCAUUUCAUCUCAGUUGUUGAACUUUUUCAACCAGACCUACAAACGGUUCACGGGAUACAAGCCGACGAAGUUCUCAAACUCUUUGUGUUAAAUCUUUUCAUAAUUUUUCAAUUUUCAAUUUUUUGUAAAUAUAGUAUUGUUUUCGCUUUUUAUUCAUAAACCACCGAAAAAGGGAGAGGAGGGGUACGUUUCGUCCUGUAGCAUGCCCUAGACACCCUGGCAAGAACGCUAACAAAGCCAUAAUCUCGCCAUAGCCAUAACCUCGUUAGCCGUAGGUACGCCGGAAGUCGUCAUGGAUGAACUUCCCGGGUAAUCCUCUUCUUCUUGAUGGUUGACUUGGGAGAGAUGAGCUUCCACAGAUUGUGAGCAAUCUUUACGUGUGUGUAGUGCUGUGCGACCGGCGUGCUGGAGACGGUUCCGCGGAAUCCACAGCAAGAGUCCAGGGAUGCUGAAAAAACUUAAACACAUUAUGGUCCAAGGGCAGAUGGAGGCCAAUACAACCAAUUCUGAAAGAAGUUGUUGGUUUCGUUGCUGAGCUUCCGUGCCGUUAACAUCUUCGGGCACCACACAACUCAAACAAAAUGAUUGUGGAGUGUGGACCGUUCCGGAUGCUUUCACCAAAUCCUCGUCCACUUCAUUUGAUUCUGUUUUUUUUCUCGUCGGACGGCUCAGGCAGAAGGGUCAUACGAAGGUGUCGUAGAUUCCGCAUAUCCGUGUCCCAGUGUCCAUGUCAAACUCUGUUUUGCGCAAACUUUUUUGAAAAUGAAAUGCACGACUCAGACAAGUCCAUGUUAUUGUUUAUAAGAUGUCAAAUUGAACCGAGAUUAAUAAUACUCGGUGGGAACGCUAGCUCAACUAUUCGUUGAUCUAUUGACGAAAAUAUCAAAACCGCCGUCAAUAGAUUGACGAAUAAUAAAACCAUCGACUCUGUCCAACCCCUAGUCGUCAACCAACAAGAACGCGCCACGUGAGAUACCGCUGUGAUUGUACGACAGGCGGCCCGCGGCAGACGCAGACGGAUGAUCCAGUCCGCGCACGGCGAAGCACGAAUGGUGCUAGCUGUGGUCUUGGCCGCUACACGAAGUUUUCGAGACUUGGUGAGUCCGGAUCCACGUAAUGAACCCAACACGCCCAAGGUAACCCACCAAAUCUCGAUACCAGUCAUCAAGCUUUAUGCCUCUAGCAGUCACACAUCAUCCGAACAAGCUCCAGUGGUCUUCAGAAACGUCCAGCAUUUUGUGGUUUAGUUUUAGUUCUUUAUUUUUAGUUACACAUUAACCUCAUUCUCAAGCACAGUUCUAUUUAGUUUUCUUUUUGAUAAAACAGGGAAGAUGUUGUAUUACGUUAUUUAUUACCAUGCCAUAGUUUCGUAGUUUAUGGACACUCCCUACAAACGUCAUUCAUUCACGCGCGCUUUCUCUUUCUUUCUCACUUUUCAUUCAUUCUGUAUCCGAGUGCCGAGCAGUACAGUCGUGUCAAUAAACGUUAGUUUGUUAAGUUAAUCAAACUUGUUUUAAUUGACUACCAAAUAAAACAGCAACUUUUAGUCUUCGUUACCUCAAAAUGCUUCAAGCAUAAUGGCUGAUCGGAAAAUUUCUAAAAUAUGGUAUUAUGAAGUGUGUUUUUCAACUCCAAUUCAAAUUCAGAAAAUGUUUUUAUAUAAUACGUGACUUGCAGUUCAAGCUUGAGUUUUCAUAGUUGAAAACCUACUAGGUAGUUUUACCUUGAGCAAAAAAAAACUAACUUAAUCCACCUAUGUGGUUGGAGCCUUCCUCACUCACUGUACACAAAUUUCAUAUAUUUUUUAGAUCCGGAAUAAAAAAGUACAUAAAUAUCACUUAAGUGGCCAUUUCUCGAGACAGGGUUGCCAAGAGUUGCGUUCGUGAAGUUGAACGGUGCGGGUCGCGGUCAUCACGCCAGAAUUUCGUUGCCGUUUCCGUCUUUGUUGUCCCCCCGAUUGCGUUUGUUUUUCUAUCCGGGCGGUUUCGCGGAGUUUGACAGUUGCGUUCUUGAAGUUGAACGGUGCGGGUCGCGGUCAUCACGCCAGAAUUUCGUUGCCGUUUCCGUCUUUGUUGUCCCCCCGAUUGCGUUUGUUUUUCUAUCCGGGCGGUUUCGCGGAGUUUGACAGUUGCGUUCGUGAAGUUGAACGGUGCGGGUCGCGGUCAUCACGCCAGAAUUUCGUUGCCGUUUCCGUCUUUGUUGUCCCCCCGAUUGCGUUUGUUUUUCUAUCCGGGCGGUUUUGCGUUUUCGCUUUUUCGAAUAUUAUUUGGUUUUAUCUUUCCACAGCCGGCUGUCUAAGAUUGAAUCAUUUAAUCUAAAUCAACACCAAAUAACCGGGAACAGUCUCAUCCGCAUCAUCCGACUGUUUGCCUUAAGAAUUCAUAAUCCAUCACACUAUUAAACAAAAUUUAUUGAUUAUUGGGUCGCAUCAUCAUCCUCUAUGCUGAAUCCUGGCCAUUACCUUUACCCACUAACAAAAUCCCAAGUAGAAGUAGUUUUUCCGGCACACGUGGGGGUGUGGAUAUCGUAUAGAACCCACCCUUGGUAGCAACCUGUGCUAACUAACAUUCCCGUCCAAAUCCCCCGAGAUCUACAAACUGACAUGGCGGGCGCCGUUGGUGGCCAACGACUGUUACCUAUUUGCUCCAGAUCUAGUUUUGAUGAUCUUGAUGUUUUAUCUUUUCAGCGCAUUCAUACAUGCUGUUGAUAAGGGAAACACCAUUAGAUCAUUGAAGCGUAUGACCGGUUGUAUUGAUAGAAUAUUACGGUCCUGUUCAGCAACGGAGAAGGACAACCAUGGGUGGUCUCUCAUGCUCAUGCUCAUGCUCAUUUCUCGAGACAGGGUUGCCAGAUCUUCACUGUUUUGGACUCGUUGGAAAGGUCUUUUGAUAACCUAACCAACGAUGAGUCGGAUGAUGCACCCGGACAUAGUUUACAUACAUUUAAGUGAGAUCCGGAUAUAUUUAAAAACACAUUUUUAUACAUAACUUUUGAACUACUUAUCGGAACUUCAAUCUGUAUAAAACUCGAUCUAUGGGACCCUAAACCAAGUCGAAUGCAACGGGUUCGGGUCAAAUCGGUUCAGCCAGUGCCGAGAAACAUGAGCUAGUUUGUUGGUCACAUACAUACAUACACACACACAUACACACACAUACACACAUACAUUUGUUCAGUUUUCGAUUCUGAGUCGAUAUGAAUACAUGAAGGUGGGUCUACGACGUUUUUAUACAAAGUUCGUUUUUAAAGCGGGAUUAUAGCCUUACCUCAGUGAAGAAGGCAAAAUGAUGUUUUUAAGCCAGCAGUAAAACUAUGGGAGUCUCAAAAAUGUGAAAAUAAGCAAAAAAUCAAAACAAGGACUGGAAACAUAUGAAAAACACAAUACAAUUUAUAAGAAAAACUACAAAUACAAGAAGAAAUAAUAAAACACGAGAAGUAAGGGAGCGUUCAUUUAUUACGUAACGCAAAAAAAAAUGGAUUUUCGGACCCUCUCCCCCUCCCUCGUAACAAAAUUUCCAUACUAAUGAACGGCCCGAGCGGUUUAGGCUUUCAGGAUUUUUGUGAUAUUUACUUGUAGAGUCAAAACAGAUCAGUAAACUUCACUUAUUUGUAUAUUACACUUUUUAAAGAUUACAUUUUUUUGCGGUAACACUCUCAACUUUUACGCGCACGAUCACAUCACUUUGCAUUAAGAUCUUCGUCGAGCCAGUUCUCUACGUUGAAGCCAGACUUGUCCUCCAGACCUCUGCGCCGAGCCAUGCCAGACCCGAACUCUUCACAGCGGCUAAGUCCCGGCGGACUCUUCACAGCGGCUAAGUCCCGGCGGACUCUUCACAGCGGUUAAGUCCCGGCGGACUGCGGCCUCCACCGCUAAGUCCGGCUGGACUGGGGCCUCUGCUACUGGUGGCUGCUGGCGGGUCCGGCUGGUCUGGGGCUUCUUCAGGAUAUGGAACUGGACUGGGCUUGAACUGGCUGGAACUGACUGGAACUAACUCGAACUAAUUGCCCUCCUCAAGAAUUUUGGGGUUUUUAUAGUCAGUCCCCGAAAACUCUACUAAAUUUUGUUCUACUAAAAGUGGUCCGUUUCGAUGAGAAGCAUCGAUGAACCUCAUGAAUUAAAUUAUGCAGACCUCUGCAAUUCUUCAUGACUUUCCGUAUGGUGUAGUGAGUACACCUCAAAAUCGGAAUCAUGGGUUCGAACCAUUGUCGUGAAACAUUAAAUUAUGUUAUUGGAAUAUCAAAAUUAUGUUCCUAAAACAUUCUCAAAAAUGUUGGUCAAUAAUGAGAAGGUCGAAUUCUCCAUUGAACGAACAUGCCAAUGAAUUUGGUUAAGCCACACCCUCAAUUUCCCCUGUGGAAAAACAUCGCACAUUCAUAAUUGAAAGCUUAACCAUUUUUUUGAUUGCCUAACAAUUGGCGAAAUUUAAUAAAGGGCUUUUCAGGUGAGGAUGACUCAUGAUCCACACCUGUACAUAAGCUUAAUUAUUUGUCGCGCAACGCGAGUCGACGGGUAAAAUUAUUUAUGCUUGCGUAUGCGCGCAUGGUCAGAACUGUGGUGAGGUUCGAAAAAUGGACAAAUUUAAUGAUUUAAAUUUGAGGUCGCUGCAUUCCCCCACACUUACCAGCUAGAUGUUUGUAUUCUUGAAAAGCAUUAAAAACAUCUACCGAAAGUUAUUUGUAGGUUGAAAUAUGAUACCCAAAGUUAAUAAUUUAAAUUGUGAAAAAAAUUACUUUGCAAAAAAUCAUAAAAAAACUUAAAAUGGCUGGCUAUAAAAAAAUAAUUUAAAAAAAUUGGUUCGGUUCAUCUCCCCCACACUUAUCAGCUAGAUGAUCGUCUGAAAGAAUUGAUCAUCUAUGGAAAGAAUAUUGUCGGGUGUAUUGAUCGUGCGGUUUACAAUUUGUUUUUCUUGUGAUUUCUUGUAAAUUGUUUUAUAAUUAUAAUUGCUCUUUUGAUUUUUCUACUGUAAAAUUAUUUUCAUUACUCUUUUGAUCUUCUGUCCUGUUAAGUUACUUUAAUUGCUGUUUUGAACUUCUCUUGUAAAAAUAUUUUCGUUGAAGCUGAUUUAAAUAAACUUGCAUUUGAAAUUAAUUUUCAUUAUCCCUCCUAAAAAAAAUUGUAUUUUUCCCACUGUAAGCAAAAUUUGUUGUUGUUGUUGUAGAACGUUUUGAUCGGCUGGUUGUUAUCGUUGUCGUCUUCCAUAAAAAUCGUCUCUAUCAUGAGGCUAUUCAUUCCACAGUGACUUGGUCAAUUGAUCAGUUUUCGAGGCUAAGGUGUUGAAUUUCGUCGAUUAGUGCAAUUGUCGUUUCCAUCAUGAAUUAUGCUUCAUAACUCAACUGUGAGUUGACUGUGGUCAAUUUUGAAAGUGCAUUGACUUCUCACUUGCUGAGUAUUGUGAAUUGUUCGUAAAUCCAGUAUUUUUUUGUCCAAAAUUGACUUUUCCAGUUGCUUUGUAUCUUUGACAAUCUCAAAUUAUUGACAUCGGUUGAUGUAAUUCUUUUUUCAAAUGUUUAGGAAAUGUUGUUUGUCCAAAAUUGUCUUUUCGUUUAAUUUGCAACUUUGGCUUUUGUAAAUUAAUGACAUCGGAUGAUGUUAUCAUUUGUUUAUCAUGAUCUUCUCCUUUUCCAUAGUUUCAGACGUGCAGUAUGAUCUCAACUUGCAUUUUUGUUCCAUAAUUGAUGUUUCAAUCAUCUUUACUUCGCUUAAUUCCACAUUUCGAUUUAGUAAUUUGUUUUACGUGAAUGUCUCGUUACAAAAAAUGCGAUUUAAUUCGACUUGAUCCUCAUUGAUAUGACCUUUUACAACAACAUCAACACCGUUACCUGUCCAACCUCCCGCAUGACUUUGCCACUCACCAUCUUGCCAUCACAAACUUCUGCAUACGAACGCGUAGAACUUCUCAGCAUACGAACGCGUCGAUCAUCCUUGUGUCUCUGCCAUACUUCAGUUUUUUAGUUUUGUUUCUCCCACACAAAUUUCUUACUUGUUUUCUUCGCAUGAAUACUAUUUUAUAGUUUUCAGGAAUCUAUCAUUUAAUUUAUGUGCAAAAUUGAAAUUAAAAUUUACUUACAAUUUUAUAAAUCUUGUUGAUAUUUUUAUAUGAAAUCAGUUCUAUUAUUUUUAAUACAAAAAGAAAUCAGUUCUAAUUGACUAUUAUUUUUAUACUUGAAUAAAAAAAAAUUACUCUAUAAAGUUUUUCAUUGAUCUAUACAUCCUAUCAUCUUGUCAUUGCAAUACUGCGUAUGUUAAAAUAUCCAUUCUGUUCUUCCAACUUUUUAUGAAAUCUGUACAUCACUUUGUGUUUUCAAAUUUGUCAAACCCAUUAAAUUAAUUUGUUUAUUUUAGCAAUUUGCAAUAAAUGCUGAAUUUGCAAGAUAAUUAGUUGGUUCAAUUAUCAUUCUAAUGAUAACGAUCUGAUUUUUUUCCUCUGAAUUUUAUCAGUUUAAAGGUGUUUUUCCCUUGAAGCAUUAUUUUAUCCCUUGAUUUUCCCUUGAAGCGUUAUUUAUCCAUUCCCUUUAAUUUUCAUUUGACUAUCCCCGUAAAGUGCAAAUGUUUUGAAAUGUUUUUAACAUAUUGAAUCCCCCCAUGGAUUACAACUGUUUGAAGCUUUAUUCGACAUAAAACUCUCCCCAUAGAGUACAAUUGUCUACUUUUUAAUCCCUUUGGCGUUGCUUUAUCAGUUUAUGUAUCCCUAGAUCGGAACUUAUACCGUUCUUUCCGAUCUUUUUAGAUUCCCCACGAUGUACUCACAAAUUUUACCCUUUCUUGAGCUGUAGUCCAUAUUCGUCUUUGCAAGCGUCCUUGCUGAUAUUGUUGUCUUCUUGAUUGUUUUCCAAUGGUUUCCUGUAAAUCCUUCGUAUAAGCGUAUGACAUUCUGAAAAUAUAUUCUUAAUAUUUUGUUAAGUAAAUUAUAAAACACAUGUUUACAUUCAACAUUCAUUCUGGGGUGCACCUCCCUUGUCCAAUUAUUCUCACACACAUUCUUACUUGCAUACAUGUUGUUUUGAAACAUUUAAUAAUCACACCAUCUUCAUUUGCCUGUCGUUCAAAUUUCAUUAUUGUUCAGUCCGUUUGAUUUGUUUUUAUUUGUAGUUAAAAAUUGCGUCAUUGUUUUUCUAAUACCCUGUUAACCCAUUUUAGCUCAAUUAAGUAUAUUCCCAAAAUUGCAACCCAACAGCUUCUUAAUUGUUUUAACGUGUUUCAUCACUGCUUCAUUAUUAUGUUUAUAUCUGAUCAUAAUCGCUUCACGUGUCAAAAAAAAAAAUUAUGUAUAAACUCAGUACUGGUAUUUUUCUUAAUCUGUUUCUUGUUGAAAUCCCAUCAAUUUUAUCAUUUGUAAAACAUCUUUCAUCACAAUUCAUAACAUUCUUGUUUGCGCAUUUCUUUUUUUUUUUAAAUGAUCAUUCAUAUUUUGUUUAACUCAACAUUCAUUUAUCAUAUCAAAUCAAUCAUAUAUUCUUUUUUCAUGUUUAUUUUUCUAUAUAAAAAAUCGGUAUUUAUGACACAUUUGUUUGAUUCAUUUAGUUCUCUUGAUAACAAUCGUUUUUUUCUAAUUCAUCAAUCAUAUCAGUUCAAUAAGUUUAUUAUUAUUAUUAUUUUUUUUUUAAUGUACAUAAAUAAUCCCGUGUGUUAAAAUAAAUAUUUUCAUUCAUUGCAGUCUUUAGAUAUUGAUCGUUUAUGAUACUAUGUCAUUCAUUGCAUAACUCGCUUAUUUUUUUUACUUUAUUUUAAUGGUACUGUAAUUGUCAAAAAUAUUUGUCUUGUAUUGGAGCAUUUAAUUUUAAAUUAUGUUAAUUGUAUAUUGUUAAAAAUAUGUUAAAUGUAUUUUAAUACGGGUACAUUCUGAACUAUCAUUUAGUGAUAUGUUAAUCAUUAUAUUUUCUUAGUCUAUUAUUAUGUACAUCUUCAAAUUUGUUUCCAUUUUUAAUAGUGGUCGUUUGAUCGCUGUUGAAUUUAACGAUAUCAUAAGGGCCUCGCCACUUAUUUUGUAACUUUUGACCAAUUCCUGUUUGUACCAUUUGUACCAAAACUCUAUCUCCCCACAUUGGUACCCAAUCAUUUGUCUUUUUGUCAUAAAUUUCCUUUCUCUUUUCUUUUGACAAUAUUAAGUUGUUUCUAGCAGUUUCAUGAGCCUCCUUGAAUAUAUCUUUCAUUGAACAAAUAAAGUCGUCAUAAUUUAAAUCUGAAUCAUUGAUUUUAUAAAUUGUGCUUGGUAUAGUAGCUUUUCUUCCAUACAAAAGUUCAUAGGGAGAAUAUCCAGUUGAUGAAUUUUCUGUAGUAUUGUAUUCAAACAUAAAAUAUGGUAUCAAUUCAUCCCAACAUUGUGGAUCUUUGCCAAUAAAAUUUCGUAAAUAAAUUUUUAACUCUCUAUUUGAUCUCUCAACUAAAUUAGCUUGAGGAUGAUAUGCACUUGUAACGAUCUUUUUAAUGUGUAAUAUUUUGCAUGUAUGUUGCAAUAAUUUGCUUACAAAGUUUGUACCUCGAUCGGUUACAACUUCUUUAGGAACACCAAAUUUACAAACAAAGUUUUCGACAAAAGUUCUAGCAACAGUAGUACUUUCUUGGUUUUCCAUGGGAGCUACAAUCAAAAAUCUUGUUAAAUCAUCUUGUAUCACAAGUCCACAAUUGUUUCCAUUAUUAGAAAUUGGUAACAUAACCACAUCCAUAUAAACUUUAUCAAAGGGUUCAUACGAUGUUGUCGUAAUUUUCAUUGGCAUCUUAUUUGCUGGUCAUAUUUUAUUCUUUUGACAAGAAUCACAUUGCUUUACAUAAUUCAAAACAUCUCUUCGCAUAUUUUCCCAUGUAAAUAGAGGACUCAUUCUUUUAAUCAUUCGUUUACCUCCGACAUGACCACCCAACGGUGCGUCGUGAAAAUCUUUGAGCACUUGAUCUCUGUCUUCUGGCUUUACAUAAAUUCGUUCAUUUUCUGUUGCAUAUAGUGUAAAUGACUUUGAAAGUUUCAUUGCAAAAAAUCGUAAUAAGUUUAGUUCCAACUCUGUUUUAAAUAUUCUAUGAGAAAUAAUUUGUAUAACUGAUGCAUCUUUAGCAAAAUCAGGAUAAUCUUUAAAGCUUUUAAAUAAACCAUCGAAAAUUUCUUCAUUCUUAACUGCUGAACGAUAUGUUCCAUUCAAAAUUAAACCCCAAAUUUUCUUUUGCGGGAAUACAAAUAUAUUUUCAUUGGUGUAAUUUUUAAUACCAUGUGGAAGGUCAAUGUAUUUACUCAAUUCUUUGUGUACCGUAACACUGUUUAAUAUCAUAAAUGUAGCUUCGGCUUGUUCAAAUGGUAUAAUAUUUUUAGAAAAUUUUAAAACGUUAAAAUCGAUAUCUGUAUCUUGGAAAUCCUUGUAGGUAAAUAUUUUAUCGUUGCUAUCGUGGUCAUUAUCUAAAUUUAUGUCAAUAUGUUGAAGUCCAUUCAUAUUAUUAUUCCAAUUAGUGUUGUUUCUAGAUAAAUUCUUUCUGUUUGAAGUAUUUGUUGUGUUUUGAUUAUCUGAAAUAUUUUGUCUAUUUUGUUUUGCUUGUUGACGAGUUGUAAUUGCUACUAAUUUUGAUGCUUGUUUAUCAUCUGCAUGAUCUUCAUCAUUUUUCAAACGUGAGAGAAAAUCUGCAACCACAUUUUCCUUUCCUUGCUUGUAACGAAUUUCACAUCCAAUGCCUUGGAUUUUCAAACGAAGCUUUGUCAACGUUGGUGAAGUUUCCUUCAAAUGCCAUAGAGCUACCAACGGUCUAUGAUCUGUGUAAACGAUAAAAUCUUGGUUAUAAAUAAAAUGUUUGAAGUGGUCUACUGCCCAAACAAUAGCUAGUAGUUCCUUCUCGAUAGUAAAAUAAUUUCUUUCAGCCCCGAUAAGCGCACGACUUGCGUAAGCGAUGGGGUGAUCAUUUGACUUCUCAUUAGUAAGAACUGCUCCGAUAGCAUAAUCGCUAGCAUCAGUUGUCAAAACAAAUUUGUCAUUGUAGUUCGGUCUAACUAAAACUGGUUCUGAAAUUAAAUAGUUUUUUAAUUCUUCAAAAGCAUUUUCACAUUCUUCUGUCCAAAUAAAUUUCACAUUUUUCUUUAAUAAUGCAUUAAGUGGCUUACGUUUAUCUGCAAUGUUUGGAAUAAAUUUUCCAUAAAAAUUAACA
Molecule: messenger RNA, 14209 nt
Organism: Culex pipiens pallens (northern house mosquito)
Lineage: Eukaryota; Metazoa; Arthropoda; Insecta; Diptera; Culicidae
Exons: 2
Coding region: 1124-2560 (478 amino acids)
Source: RefSeq, a predicted model, not a curated record